AUGGCGGUGCACGACAGUGAUUACAGUCAUGACAUCUACAAUCGGUUCUCGCCCGGCCGCAAGGUGGUUAUCACCAUAGUCCUCGUCUGGUCGUUGUUCCAGACUACACUGAGUUCCACCGCUGUCGUAACGGCCAUCCCAGAGGUGGGAGCCACCUUUCAUACCACCGACAGCACGGUCGCCUUGUCCAACGCCUUGAUGGUUCUCUGCCAGAUGACGGGGCCCAUGCUAUAUGCUCCCAUUGCCAACACCUUUGGUCGCCGGCCCAUCCUGCUCACCGCCAAUGCACUCUUGGCUGCGUUUAGCCUGGGCACCGGUUUGGCCCCGAACCUCCCAGCUUACUUUAUCCUGCGUUUCCUCACCGCGCCGCAGGUGACAGCCAUCCAGGUCGUCGGCGCCGUGGUCAUCGGGGAUAUUUACCCGCCUACCGCCCGGGGUCGCGCACUGGGAUGGUUGAUGGUGAGCACAACGGUAGCACCCGGCCUGGCUCCGCUGCUGGGUGGAGUGGUCGUGACCUACACCGUGUGGCGAGUGAUCUUCUGGGCACAAACCGGCAUGGCGGUUCUCUCCGUGCUUCUACUGGCCGUGUUCCUGCCGGAGACAAUCCACGAGAAGAAGACUCAACUCUUCACAGGCCUGUCCCGCUCCGGGAAGGUAGUGCAAUUCAUCCGUCUCAUGAAUCCAUCGGAGAUCUUCACGCUUCUACUCUCGUCUCGGAGCUUGCUCAUCAACGGCAUGAGCGUCGCUUCCCUGCACUGGAAUCAGUUCUCGAUCCUGACGCCGAUCCGCCAGGUGCUCAACCCGCUCUUCCAUCUGACCUCUCCCCUCCAGGCGGCCCUCUUUUAUUUGGCCCCAUGUGCCGGAUACCUUACGGGGACUCUCUGCGGUGGGCAACUGUCGGACUGGGUCGUCCGACGGUACAUGCGGCGACGCGGGCGACGCGUGCCGGAGGACCGGCUGAAUACUGUGGUGGCAGCGGUGGGGAUCGCCAUGCCGGUGUGUGGGCUGGUUUACGGCUGGGCGGUGCAGGAGGCUGUUGGCGGCAUCCCCCUAGUGGUGAUCGCGCUAUACAUUCAGAGCGUGUGCCAUGUGGCGGCGUUUGUUAGCCUGAACGUUUAUUGCGUCGACGUGAUGGAGGGCACCGGUAAGAGCGCGCUGGCCGUUGCGGGCAGCUACAUGGUUCGCAAUGCGGCCGGCGCCGUGGGAACCGCUUCGUGUCUUCCUGCCAUUGACGCGAUUGGGGCUUUUGUACAGUAUUAUGAUUCCCAAUAA
Messenger RNA from Aspergillus pseudotamarii, 1272 nucleotides. RefSeq names its product major facilitator superfamily domain-containing protein. Lineage: Eukaryota; Fungi; Ascomycota; Eurotiomycetes; Eurotiales; Aspergillaceae. The coding region runs from base 1 to 1272 and encodes 423 amino acids. Gene Ontology annotation, molecular function: transmembrane transporter activity. Gene Ontology annotation, biological process: transmembrane transport. The record is from RefSeq and is a predicted model, not a curated record. The transcript has 3 exons.